Elephantulus edwardii (Cape elephant shrew) is the source of this 1054-nucleotide messenger RNA. RefSeq names its product RAB10, member RAS oncogene family (gene RAB10). The transcript is spliced from 6 exons. The coding region runs from base 92 to 694 and encodes 200 amino acids. Gene Ontology annotation, biological process: cellular response to insulin stimulus. NCBI's taxonomy places the organism in Eukaryota, Metazoa, Chordata, Mammalia, Macroscelidea, Macroscelididae. Gene Ontology annotation, cellular component: Golgi apparatus; recycling endosome; insulin-responsive compartment. The record is from RefSeq and is a predicted model, not a curated record. Gene Ontology annotation, molecular function: GTP binding; GTPase activity.
CGGCCUGAGAACGCCGGAGAGGAGUUGGCCGUAGUGAGAGGGACCGAUCCCCUGGGGCCGCCGGCGGCGAGAGCCUGAACCGCUCCUCCCAAUGGCGAAGAAGACGUACGACCUGCUUUUCAAGCUGCUCCUGAUCGGGGACUCGGGAGUGGGGAAGACCUGCGUCCUUUUUCGUUUUUCGGAUGAUGCCUUCAAUACCACCUUUAUCUCCACCAUAGGAAUAGACUUUAAGAUCAAAACAGUUGAAUUACAAGGAAAGAAGAUCAAACUACAAAUAUGGGAUACAGCAGGCCAGGAGCGAUUUCACACCAUCACAACCUCCUACUACAGAGGAGCAAUGGGUAUUAUGCUAGUAUAUGACAUCACCAAUGGUAAAAGUUUUGAAAACAUCAGCAAAUGGCUUAGAAACAUAGAUGAGCAUGCCAAUGAAGAUGUGGAAAGAAUGUUACUAGGAAACAAGUGUGAUAUGGAUGAUAAAAGAGUUGUACCCAAAGGAAAAGGAGAACAGAUUGCAAGGGAGCAUGGUAUUAGAUUUUUUGAGACUAGUGCAAAAGCAAAUAUAAACAUUGAAAAGGCGUUCCUCACAUUAGCCGAAGAUAUCCUUCGAAAGACCCCUGUAAAAGAGCCCAACAGUGAAAACGUAGAUAUCAGCAGUGGAGGCGGCGUGACGGGCUGGAAGAGCAAAUGCUGCUGAGCGGCCGCCUGUCCAUCGGAGGCAGCUGCCACCCCGUUUUCUCUUGCUGCAUAAUAAACCACUCUGUCCAUUUUUAACCCUGAACAGAUAUUUUUGUUCCUCAUCUUAACUAUCCAGUCCAUCUAUUUUGUUUGUUCUCUCAUCUGUGACUGCUUGCUGACUUUUUAAUUUUCUUCAAACAACAACAAAAAUUGUAUAGAAAAAUCAUGUCUGUGACUUCAUUUUUAAAUGUACUUGCUCAGCUCACCACUGCAUUUCAGUUGUAUUAUAGUCUGGUUCCUCUUAUCAACAUUAAAACCUAUAACAAUCAUUUCAACUCUAUUCUGCAAAUUGUAUAAGAAUAAAAGUUAGAAUUAACAA